This is a messenger RNA of Peronospora farinosa, 756 nucleotides long. NCBI's taxonomy places the organism in Eukaryota, Oomycota, Peronosporomycetes, Peronosporales, Peronosporaceae. The record is from the annotation of a GenBank genome assembly.
AUGGCCAUUUUCACAUCCAAAUUAAAGAUGGCGAGACGAGUGAUGCGUGCGAUGUCUUUGCUUCGUCAGACGAGAGUUUCAACUGCGCGUCGUAUGUUUUCGGAUGCACCACCUUCUAGCAAACGCACUGAAAAAUUUGGGCCAGUUACGUGGACUGGAUUGGCACUUGCAGGGGUUGUAAGCAGUGGUGUUGUGUACUAUUACUACACGGAGAAAGAUCGUUUACAAACUCAAUCUACGUCUAAAGUGACGUCAGUGGGUAAGCCGUUACUAGGUGGACCUUGGACACUUGUGGACUGUGACACGAGACGUGCUGUAACGGACGCAUCGUUUCGUGGCAAGUACGCGUUGCUAUACUUUGGCUUUACGCACUGCCCCGAUAUUUGCCCGAAUGAGUUGGUGCGCAUCGGUGACGUGCUUGACAAGUUGGAAGCUGAGAAUUGCCCCGAGGUUGUGCCGCUGUUUGUGACUGUAGACCCGAAACGUGACACCAUUGCACAGAUGCAGAUCUAUAAGGCUGACUUUCAUCCAAAGUUCAAGAUGCUCACGGGUACACGUGAUCAGAUAGCAGAAAUCGCCAAGGCUUACCGUGUAUACUUUUCCAAGGCGGAUGAAAACGACGAUGACGACGAUGAUUACUUGGUCGAUCACUCGAUUGUGAUGUACCUUGUCGGCCCGGAUGGCGAAUUCCUGGACUUUUUCACGCAAGCUGCCCGUGUUGACGACAUUGCAGCAAAGAUCAAGACGUAUUUUUAA